UUCCGACCUCUACGUCUUCCGCCCGGAGUUACUGCCGGGUGCGACGGCCGCAGCUACUUCCGCUGAGUCCCUAGCGGCUUGGGGCUCGGAUGCCCGCUAGGACGCGGCUUCCUGCUCCUCCUCCCCGGUUCUCCCUGCCCGCCCGAGGCCGGUGGCAGCUGCAGCGGCCCGGCCUCGCUCUGUGGCGGGGCUCGAGGCGCGGCCGCCCAAUCGGGCGGGGCUCGUCCUCCCUACAGCGUCGGGUGUAACGGCAUCGCGUCCCCGGCAUCGCGCAGCCCCGGGGCUGCUGCUGCGAGGCCAUGGAGUUCGCGGAACUGAUUAAGACGCCGCGGGUGGACAACGUGGUGCUGCACCGACCUUUCUAUCCCGCCGUGGAAGGGACGCUGUGCCUGACCGGCCACCACCUGAUCCUGUCCUCGCGGCAGGACAGCACGGAGGAGCUAUGGCUCCUGCACUCUAACAUCGACGCCAUUGACAAACGAUUUGUGGGAUCUCUGGGUACCAUCAUCAUAAAAUGUAAAGAUUUUCGAAUUAUUCAGUUGGAUAUUCCUGGGAUGGAGGAAUGUUUAAAUAUAGCCAGUUCCAUUGAGGCAUUGUCUACCCUGGACUCGGUCACCCUGAUGUACCCAUUCUUCUACCGACCCAUGUUUGAGGUGAUAGAGGACGGCUGGCACUCCUUCCUUCCUGAACAAGAGUUUGAGCUCCACUCUUCAGCUACCAGUGAGUGGAGAUUAAGCUACGUCAAUAAGGAGUUUGUCGUCUGUCCUUCCUACCCACCAGCUGUCAUCGUGCCUAAGUCCAUUGAUGAUGAAGCCCUUCGGAAGGUCGCAGCAUUUCGACAUGGAGGGCGCUUCCCUGUGCUGAGCUACUAUCACAAGAAGAAUGGCAUGGUGAUUAUGCGCAGCAGUCAGCCUCUGACUGGCACAAAUGGGCGAAGGUGCAAGGAGGAUGAGAAGCUGAUAAAUGCCGCCCUCAGGGCAGGCAAGCGGGGCUACCUCAUUGACACCCGGUCUCUAAGUGUGGCUCAGCAAGCCAGAGCCAAAGGAGGUGGCUUUGAGCAAGAAGCACAUUAUCCCCAGUGGAGACGGAUCCACAAGUCCAUCGAGAGAUACCACGUUCUUCAGGAGAGCUUAAUCAAACUCGUGGAAGCCUGUAAUGAACAAACCCACAACAUGGACCGUUGGCUCAGCAAGCUGGAGGCCUCCAACUGGCUGACGCACGUCAAGGAAAUCCUGACCACUGCCUGCCUGGCAGCCCAGUGUAUCGACAGGGAAGGCGCAUCAGUGUUGAUCCAUGGCACGGAAGGAACUGACUCUACCCUGCAGGUGACUUCCCUGGCCCAGAUCAUCCUGGAACCAAGGAGCAGGACCAUCCGAGGCUUUGAGGCCCUGAUAGAAAGAGAGUGGCUGCAGGCGGGGCACCCAUUCCAGCAGCGCUGUGCACAGUCAGCCUACUGCAGCAGUAAGCAGAAGUGGGAGGCGCCCGUGUUCCUCCUCUUCCUGGACUGUGUGUGGCAGGUCCUCCGGCAGUUCCCGUGCUCCUUCGAAUUCAACGAGCAUUUCCUCAUCAUGCUCUUGGAGCAUGCCUACGCCUCGCAGUUUGGAACAUUCCUGGGCAGCAAUGAAAGUGAAAGGUGUAAGCUGAAGCUACAACACAAAACCAUGUCUUUGUGGUCAUGGGUCAAUCGGCCCAGCGAGCUGAGUAAAUUCACCAAUCCGCUCUUUGAAGCCAACAGCCUCGUCAUCUGGCCCUCUGUGGCCCCACAGAGUCUCCAGCUGUGGGAAGGAAUUUUCCUGCGUUGGAACAGAUCAUCUAAAUAUUUGGAUGAAGCGUAUGAAGAAAUGGUUAACAUCAUCGAACAUAACAAGGAACUACAAGCCAAGGUCAACGUUCUGAGGCGGCAACUGGCCGAACUGGAAACAGACAAUGGACUGCGGGAGAGUCCUUGAACAACCCCCCCCCACCUCUCCCCAGGCCAGAGUCAGCCUCCCUCUGUUUGCUCCUCAGUUCACUUACACACAGCAGCCUUGACCUUAAGGCUGUAGACUGGGAUCCCUGCACUGUCAUGGCCUCCUCAACACGGUAGGAAUGAAAGGCACUGCAGGCACACAUUUUGAUGUGGCCAUUAGGCCCAUUGCAUUGGGAGCAGGCUGGAGGUGCUGUUGGGAAUGGCAUCAGUGGCCUCUGAGCUCUUCUGAGCAACGGUCCUGACUCAGCUGAGGCAUUGGUCUCUUUAGGGAAAAGCUGAUCCAAAACAUGGGCCAGGCUAUUCGCACUCAAGUAUAGGAGUGCUCUUCAAAACUGAAGUGGUUGAUGAGCCCAGGGUUUUGUUUAACAUGCCUUUUCCUCUUCCCCCUUCUGUAUAAAAUAACUGUCUCUUUAAAACAGUUUUGGACUACCAACCCUGAAUUCAUUCUCACUCUGGUUUGUCAAGAAGGGAAAAUCAGAACAGUUAUUCAAGGCAAAUUAUUUCUAAAAGGGUAACAGGUAUGGUCUUCCUAUAUUUUCAUUAAGAAAAGGUAAAUUUACUUCAAGAGUAGACACUAAACAUACAUGCAGUAUAGAACUGAAUAGACGUUUGCUGCUGACCGGACGCAUCUGUUACUGUCACUUCAGAUUUUCAGGUUUCUGACCAAACAUGUAAAUGUGGAUUGAAUGAUGGAUGUAAAAUGAAACCAUCAUAGAAUUCAUGUGUUAGAAUUAAGCUACAGAUAUGGUUUCAUUCAACCAGGGUGUGCUACCCUUGUCUGAAGUUCUUACUGCACUGGUUUAUAUAUGUCUCUGUGUGUUUUGUUUGUUUGUUUUUGUUUUUUUUUCCUGUGUGUGUGUGUGUGUGUGUGUGUGUUUGAGACAGGGUCUCCCUGUCCUGGAACUCACUAUGUAGACCAGGCUGGCCUUGAACUCACAAAGAUCUGCCUGCCUCUGCCUCCCAAGUGCUGGGAUUAAAGGCGUGCGCCACCAUGCCCCCAGCUGGUAUAUUUUACUUUUAAGUGUUCUAAGAAUUAAAUAAUAUCACACACUGUCACGUUGGCUGGAACCAUUUGCGAAUCUAUCUUGUCUGCUGAUUUGUCCUUUAUGUGUUAGGCAGAUUAACUAGACUGGGAAAUCCAUUCAGUGUCUCUGGGUUACGUAAACAGCAGUGACUGCAUGAUGCCCCAAAUGCCUGCAGCUCUGCACGCUGUGGAUCAGUACCUGCUGUGUACAUUUCUCUGUGGUAGUGCUUACUACAGCAAACACUGUCCACUCAAGCAAAAUUGAAGAAUCAUAGCCAUUUCCCCGACCCCUUUAGAGUUACCUAUUGAGGUGAAAAUUGACCCUGGAGCUGGGUGUAGAAGCACCUGUCUGUAAUUCCAGCACUUGGAUGACCUGAGGCAGAAGGAUUUGUGAGUUUGAGGCCAGUCUCGCUGGCCUGUAUAGUGGGUUCCUGGUCAGCCUGGGAUACAGAGUGAGACCUCUGUCUCCAAAACCAGAACAGAACAAGACUAGCAGACUCUGUGGCUACUUUCCACAUAAGAAGUGGUUCCUGCUUUCCUCCUCCAGUUGCCCCAUCUCCUCUCACCUCCCUCUCACCUGUAACAAAAGCUUGACACCAGUCCAGAUUCUGUUGUGAGCUCUUGUCUGCUGCCUCCCGAGCGUGGUUUUAUUAUUGCCUGACUCCUUGGCUCUCUGAAAGACCAAGGAAGUAAAUGCAGGGCUCUGACUUGCUGAAGCUGUUUUCUGUGAAUUGUUUUGAAAAAGAAGAAAUGGACCCCUGUAUUCGGCUCCUCCGAGCUGCCAGCCCUGUGGGUUUGUGUGCUGCCCAUUGGGUUUGUCCUGUGUUGGUCCUGAGGCUGCAGGUAAAAGCGUUCUGUUCUUCUUAGUUGAUGGUCCCAUAAGGAAAACCAUCUGGACAUGUUUUCCUCUGUGAUUCCCACUGCUUGUCUGGAUCAGCUGUGAGGCUUCUGUGGCCAGAAACAGGAGUCUCAUUGUACUUGGUCGUGGAGGGAUCUGCUGCCAUCAGUUCUAUGCCCGUUUUCCUAAUGAACGUGACGUGCAGUCCAGAGUUAGAGCAGCACGGUGUCCCGGGGUCUUGCCUUUUUCCUUUUCUAUAGAGACAGUAGUCAUUACUAUUUGUGACAAAUUUGCAUUUAGCAUUGCUCAUAGAGACUGUCCAAAUCUCAGCUUUCAAAAAAAACCUUGGUAUCAUUUAAUAAUGCAAAUUUUAGAGUUUUCCUAGGUUUGAGAACAAAAACAACAGUACACCAUCAGUACAACAGGAAGAGGGUUCUUAGUACUACUGUUAGUUACCUUCCAUUGGGUAACAGGAAAUGGACACACUCAGGAGAAGGCACUUGCUAAGUAUGAGGCUGGAGAGCUGCCUCUGUGGGCUGUGGCUUUAAAAACUAGCAGAGAGGACGGUGGCAGAAUAGUGAGCAAGCUGGGCUGUGUAGAGCUGGUAGUAAGUGAGAUACCGACUUCAUGUAGAUUACCCACCCUCUGUUUACAGAGAAGGCUAGUGUAUAUCUGAGGGGCAUUUUAUAACGUGGGCCCAACAAAGAUGAUCUACAAUUGUUAGGAAUCUUCCUUUAUCAGUAGUGCAGGGAUUCUUAAGUUCAAAUUAAAUUUUUGAAAAGCAAAAAAGCAGUUACUUCUUGCAUAAGAAACUGAAAACUUUUGUUGGCAAGACUUUUCAGUAAGUGGUCAGUACUUUUUAUUGUAUUAAAUGGGAGGGGGAGCAGAAAUACUAAAAUCCAGUGGGUUUAAAACAACACACACACACAUA
This is a messenger RNA of Nannospalax galili (Upper Galilee mountains blind mole rat), 4762 nucleotides long. RefSeq names its product myotubularin related protein 9 (gene Mtmr9). Gene Ontology annotation, biological process: negative regulation of autophagy. The transcript has 10 exons. The record is from RefSeq and is a predicted model, not a curated record. The coding region runs from base 300 to 1949 and encodes 549 amino acids. NCBI's taxonomy places the organism in Eukaryota, Metazoa, Chordata, Mammalia, Rodentia, Spalacidae.